CCCUGACUGACUCCCUUCCAGGGUGUAGUCGGCUUCCAGCACUCCAUGGCGGCGCACACAAAGUACUGAGCUCGCCCCAACAAGUUUCGUCUUCGCCCGCAACCCGCUCCCGACUCCCUCGCAAGUUACUCGCGCCUCCCGCCCGCCCGGUCGGAACGAGUCGGCCGAGUUUGACUCAGUUUGGUCCCGCGCGAGUGGCGUCGCGGUCUCAGCGGAGGAGCGUGAGGAGCGCCGACAUGGCGGCUCCUUCCCCGCGGUUGUACCCCUUGGCGGUGGUCGCCCUGGCGGCCGCAUUGACGCUCGGCGUCGGCGCCGCUAUGGACGAGUGCACGGAUGAUCAAGGGCAAGCGCAACGCUGUAUGCCGGAGUUCGUAAACGCCGCGUUCAACGUGACGGUGGUGGCCACCAACACGUGCGGCAGCCCCCCGGAGGAGUACUGCGUCCAGACGGGGGCCACCGGGGUCACCAAGUCGUGUCACAUCUGCGACGCCCGCGACCCGCGUAACCAACACGGCGCCGCCUACCUCACCGACUACAACAACCAACAGGACACCACCUGGUGGCAGAGCCAGACCAUGCUGGCCGGGGUGCAGUACCCCAACGCCAUCAACCUCACACUGCACCUCGGAAAGGCCUUUGACAUCACGUAUGUGCGCCUGAAGUUCCACACGAGCCGUCCCGAGAGCUUUGUCAUCUACAAGCGCGGCAGUGAGGAUGGCGCAUGGACGCCGUACACUUACUACAGUGGCUCGUGCGAAAAGACGUAUGGCUUGGGCAACCGCGAUUUCAUCCGGACCGGCGAGGACGAGCGGCGAGCGCUCUGCACCGACGACUUCAGUGACAUCUCGCCGCUCACUGGCGGCAAUGUGGCCUUCUCCACGCUGGAGGGCCGACCCAGCGCCUACAACUUUGACCACAGUCCCAUCCUCCAGGACUGGGUGACAGCCACCGACAUCCGCGUGACCUUGAACCGCCUCAACACGUUUGGCGACGAAGUCUUCAACGACCCCAAAGUGCUCAAGUCCUACUACUACGCCAUCUCCGAUUUCGCCGUGGGCGGAAGGUGUAAGUGCAAUGGCCACGCCAGUGAGUGCGUGAAGGACACUCGAGGUCGUCUGGUGUGUAACUGCAAACACAACACGGAAGGAGCGGACUGUCAAUCCUGCAAAGCCUUCUACAACGACCGGCCGUGGAGGCGGGCCACCGCCGAUAAUGCCAACGAGUGUCUACCGUGCGAAUGCAGCGGGAAGAGUUCCGAGUGCUACUUUGACGCCGAGCUGUACCGGGCCACGGGUCACGGAGGUCACUGCAAGAACUGCGCCGACAACACGGACGGGCCCAGGUGCGAGCGUUGCCUGGACCACCAUUACAGACGCGAUGACGCCCACCACCGCUGCCUGCCCUGCGCCUGUAACUCUGUUGGUUCGGAGUCUCCCCAGUGUGACAACCGAGGCGUGUGUGCGUGCAAACCAGGAGUGACGGGAGAGAAGUGUGACCGCUGUCAGCCUGGAUUUCACAGUCUCACUGAGGCUGGAUGCAGGCCGUGUUCUUGCUCGCCAUCAGGAAGCACUCAGGAAUGUGACGUCAACACGGGACAAUGUCGCUGCAAGGAAAACGUGGAAGGGUUCACCUGUGACCGGUGUAAGCCAGGCUUCUUCAACAUGGACGCCAGCAGCGCCGAAGGCUGCUCUCCGUGUUUUUGCUUCCUUCACUCGUCCGUGUGUGAGAGCGCGCCCGGCUUCAGCAUCCACAUGCUGAGCUCCAACUUCGAGCGAGAUGAAGAUCAGUGGACGGGCCAGCAGCGCGAUGCGUCCAGCGUGCCGGUGCAAUGGUCGCCCAGCAGUCAGGACAUUUCCUUGGUCUCCCAGGACUACUUCCCCAUGUACUUCGUGGCUCCAGACAAGUUCUUGGGCGACCAGCUGCUGAGCUUUGGUCAAAACCUGAGUCUGAGUUUCCGGGUGGACCGCCGCGACAGCCGCCUGUCCGCCGAAGACCUGGUCCUGGAAGGCGCCGGACUUCGGGCGGCUGUGCCUCUCAUCGCCCAGGGCAACGCCUACCCCGCCGAUGAAAAGCAACGCUACGUCUUCAGACUCCACAACAGCGCCGACUACCCUUGGAGGCCAGCCAUUAGCCAUUCAGACUUCCAGAAGCUCCUCCAUAACCUGACGGCCAUCAAGAUCCGCGGCACUUACAGCGAGAAGAGUGCUGGUUACCUGGACGACGUGUCACUGGUGACGGCCCGGCACGGUCCGGGGACGCCAGCCCGCUGGGUGGAGCAGUGCACGUGCCCUCUAGGCUACGAGGGCCGGCGCUGCGAGCGCUGUGCGCCGGGCUACCGCCGUGCCCACCCACUACUCGGGGCCUUCAGCGCCUGCGAAGCCUGCAACUGCAAUGGCCACAGCGAUGCCUGCGACCCGAGCACAGGCGCAUGCAACUGUCAACACAACACGGGGGGCCUGAGCUGCGAGCGCUGCCGGGACGGUUUCUAUGGCGACGCUACCAGGGGGACAUCCUCGGACUGCCAGCCGUGCCCAUGUCCCGCAGGCGCUACCUGCGCCUCGGUACCCAAGAGCGGACAAGUGGUCUGCACCAACUGUCCCGCUGGCACCACAGGCAAGCGGUGUGAGCUAUGCGAUGACGGUUUCUUCGGGGACCCGCUGGGUGAGGGCGGUCCGGUGCGCGCAUGCCGCGCAUGCAAGUGCAGCGACAACAUCGACCCCAACGCCGUCGGCAAUUGCGACCGCGAGACGGGCGAGUGCCUGAAGUGCAUCUACAACACGGCUGGCUUCUUCUGCGACCGAUGCAAGGACGGUUUCUACGGCAACCCCCUUGCCGCCAACCCCGCUGACAAGUGCAAGGCGUGCGCAUGUUCCCCGUUGGGCACGGUGGGCGCCCAGAAGAGCUGCUCGGCAGUGACGGGCCAAUGCCCGUGCUUGCCCAACGUCAUCGAGCGAGACUGCAGCGCCUGCCAGCCGGGAUUCUUCAACCUGCGCAGCCGAAACGGAUGUGAGCGGUGCAACUGCGACGCCAUCGGCUCGGCCAACGGCCAGUGCGACAUUGUCAGCGGGCAGUGCGAGUGCCAACCGGGUGUCACGGGCCCCCGAUGCGAGCAGUGCGAGGUCAACUUCUUUGGCUUCAGUUCGUCCGGAUGCAAACCCUGCGACUGCGACCCCGAGGGAGCACAGUCGGGACAGUGCCGGGAGGACGGCCGCUGCCACUGCCGACCCGGCUUUGUGGGUGCCCGCUGCGACAUGUGUGAGGAGAACUACUUCUACAACCGCUCGGCGCCUGGAUGCCAGCAGUGUCCUUCCUGCUACAGUCUCGUACGGGACAAGGUGAACCAGCAGCGCCAGAAAAUCCACGAGCUCCAGACCCUCAUCGACAACCUGGCAUCCGGUCAGGAGACGGUCAGCGACAAGGCUUUCGAAGACCGCCUGAAGGAGGCCGAGCGUGCAGUCCUCGACCUCCUGGACGAGGCGCGCGCUAGCAAGGACGUGGACCGAGCUCUGCUGGAGCGUCUGAACACCAUCAACGGCUCGCUGACGACGCAGUGGAACCGUCUGCAGAAUGUGCGCGGUACGGUGGAGCAGACGGGCGCGCAGGCGGACCGUGCGCGCAACCGAGUGCGCCAGGCCGAGAACCUCAUCGACCGCGCCCGACAGGAGCUGGACAAAGCCAAGGACGCCAUCGCCAAAGUGGACAUCAAAUCUCCAAGUGGCGAUGGCGAUCCCAACAAUAUGACGCUGCUGGCCGAAGAAGCGCGCAAACUGGCCAACAAGCACAAGAUGGACGCCGACCAGAUUGAGAAGAUUGCCAAGGAUGCCAAUGACACAUCCACCAAAGCUUACAAUCUGCUCCUCAAGACGCUGGACGGAGAAGGAAAGACCGCUCAACAGAUAGACGAGCUCAACAGGAAAUACAAGGAGGCGCUGGAGCUGGCCAAGAGUUUGGAGAAGCAAGCCAACAAAGUCCAAGCAGAGGCGGAAGAGGCCGGAAACCACGCCAUCAAGAUUUUCGCCAACCUCACCGGCCUGCCGCCCUUCCACACGCACGCCCUGGAGGAGGAGGCCAACAAGAUCAAAAAAGAGGCAUCCGACUUGGACGGCCUGAUAGACAAGGCGGUGAAGGAGUACAAUGACCUAAGGGAGGACCUGGCGCCUAAAGAGCGGGAAGUCCAAAAGCUUCUUGAGAAAGGUCGCAGUGAGCAGCAGACGGCUGACCAGCUCCUGGCCCGCGCCGACGCCGCCAAGGCGACGGCGGAGGAAGCGGCCAAGAAGGCCCAGUCCACCUUCCGCGAGGCUGAGAACAUCCUCGAUGACCUGCGAGACUUUGACCGUCGCGUCAACGACAAUAAGACGGCAGCAGAGGAGGCACUGAAGAGGAUCCCAGCCAUCAACGCCACCGUGGCUGCUGCCAAUGCCAAGACGCGGCAGGCCGAGGCAGCGUUGGGAAAUGCGGACGCCGAUGCCAGACAGGCCAAGACCAAGGCGGAGGAGGCCGAGCGCAUCGCCACCAACGUGCAGAAGGGCUCGGCCAAGACUAAGGAGGAUGCCGAGAAGGCCUUGCAGGAUGCUGACAAACUGGACAGCGAAGUCAACUCCCUGAUGGAUGAGCUGAGCAAUGCCGAGGAGCAGCUGAGCAGGAAGAAGGCUGAGGCGGACCAGGACAUGAUGAUGGCCGCCAUGGCGUCGACCAAUGCCAAGGAAGCAGAAGACAACGCCCGCAAGGCCAAAAGCGCCGUCAAGACAGUCCUCAGCACCAUCGCCGCCCUGCUGGAGCAACUAGGCAACAUCGACAAAGUGGACGUGAGCAAACUGACCCAAAUCGAAGAGUCGCUGCGCCGUGCCAAGGACAAGAUGGCCGACAGCGAGCUGGACAGGAAGUUGACUGAGCUCAACGACGUGGCGCGCACGCAGGAGGCCAUGAUCGGCGACUACGACCGGCAGAUCCGAGAGAUCCGCGCCGACAUCGCCAACCUCAACGACAUCAAGAACACGCUGCCUGACGGAUGCUUCAACACGCCGUCCCUGGAGAAGCCCUAAAUGCUCAACUUCGCAAAAUGCCUCAAAACAUCACAAACGCGUUACCAAAACUCCACCUUGAUUGUUUUUGUCUUUUUUUUGAACUGUGCAUAAGCGCAAAGCACCAGAGACCACCAGCACGAACCCCACGAGACUGCACGUCCGCCGCCGCAACAGGAAGUCCCUCCCGCUGCCAGUUUCCUGGGUGCGCGCGCCGCCGUUACCUGUCGUGCCCCGCCCCACAUUGGAAGGGCUCACCAGCAGUGACGAUCCGCCUCCCUACAUUUUAUUGUCGUUCGUGACAUCAUCAUCAUUGGCGCAAGAAGGGUUAUCACAGCACAUCCUGAGGGUCCCGCAGGGGUCCGUCUGAAGCCACUUGAGUAUUUAUUCAAAAAGCGCCCAGCAAAUACAUCUUCAAGCGACUUGCCCUAAAGACACUUGAGCAUUUAUUGGAUGUCCUUGAUAUCCAAUUCAAUGGCCGUGUUUUAUUUCAGGACUAAGGCCUGACUAAUUUGGAUUUUCUGAGGCCCAUUGAAGUCACGAUUCAGGCCACUGGUAGGAUUUCCAAUAAAUGCUUUCCAAUAAAUCAAUUAGUCGAUAUCCCACUAGUGCGCCAAACGAAGAAUGAAAACUAGUGUGUUGUGAAUCAAUGCUCAAACAGCUUUAGAGCAAAUUAGCACAACAACAUUUUACGCAUGCCAUUGAACUGCACUAGUUGGCAUCCAUUUGCUACUUGUACAGGGUAGGCAAUUCCAGUCCUAGAGAGCCGCAGUCCAUCCUGUUUUAUAACUUUCCCUGUUCCAGCAAGUUCUGUAAAAGCCUGAUAAUGAUCCUGAUCAUUUGAAUUUGGUAUGUUGGAAAUGGGAAACUUCUCACACAAGCAGGACUGCAGUGCGGCUCUCCAGGACCGGAGUUGCCUACCCCCGUAUUCGUGCAAAUCGUAAAGGGCUUAAUGUUAAUAAUUUAUUAUGUCAUUCGGAGUAUUAUUAACAUGCAAUUGUCAACUAAUGCACAAAAUCUGCCUCACUAGUAACAUACUAGGAAGCAAAAGUGUCAAAUAAAUGCUCAAGCAAUUUGCCUGACUAUUUAGUUGAUAUCUUUCAUAACUAUCCCCAGGAGCAAGUUGUACUCGUACACUCUUUGUCCUCACUAUUAAAACAAUUCAAGAGACUAGUACAACUCGGGUGCACGAGUAGAACAACUGAAAUGUGACUCGUGAGGCAAAACUGUCCUAGUUGACACCUGCGUGCUAAUAGUACAACUAGUGAAGAAGCGCAAACGGUCGCAAAUAUGCCACCAAUUUUAAGAGUCUCAAACGCUUUUUCUUACGUUAAAAAUUUGAUAGCGACAAGAAAAACUCUUUGCAACCAUUAACUGUUUGGGAAGGUCUGGCAAAUGUCUUUGCAACUAUUUGCAACAUUGAACAAACCCUGGCAAAAAAUAAAUUUCAUGAGAUAUGGGCCACAGCGCGCACUACAACCUCAAGCUGGAUUUUGAAAAAAAUCGGGGCUACUUUUAAUCAUUAUUGAUCAGUGCGUCAAUAUUUUUUUUUUUUGAUAAAUCACUAAGGAAUCAGGACAUUAUUUCAAAAGGACUGCAGUGCAAAAAAAUGAGUUGAAUCACUUGAGUACUCAUGGCUUCAUAUAGUUACACAACAGGCCAAAGAGACCUUAACUCUGCUGUGGGUUUGCCGUAGUUCAUUCCACAAUAUUUCCCCAAUUUGGAGUCCCCGACCACCAAAUUAAACAAAUGUUUUGCGAUUCCCUUUUGAGAAAAUUUGACAUGAAACAAUGAUUCAUCGAUUUUCCACAGGCGCUGAUUCAUUUGACAAUCAUGAGUUGUUGAGUUGCGAAAGAUAGCUUUCCAUAAUGUGACAUCAUGUGACUGCACACAGGAAGUCGCUCCCAGUGGCAGUUUUGUGCGCACGAGCCGCCAUUACCCAUCAUAGCCCGCCGCGCAACCUUUCUCCUUCUCUUGCGUGACGUCGUUGCUACAUGCUAAGCUUAACGCGUUUGCUGUCAGGCGUGCCAAGCACGCCAGCGACCAAUCAGGGUGCGGCCGCAUCGGUCGUGCCCCCGCUCAUCCCGGUCCCGCCUCUCCAGUCACGUGGUGACGUCACUUGGACUCUAUGCAACUUUUGUACAUUUGCUCUGAUACACUGGUGCUAAAAAUAUGUAAUGUGCGUAUGUGUGAGUGUUUUUUUUUUUGAUUUUCACGUUUUUGUGUCAAUAGCGACGUGCAUAUGCACGCGUGCUCAUCAACGUCGCCAAUUUCUUAAUGUUCUUUAUUUCUCAUGUCACGCGACUGAAGUGAAGACAUAGUUAACCUGUGAUUUGUAACGACUUUGUGCCUUAAUAUGAAUUUUGUGUGUGUGUAAUCCAAACAAGAACACUAUGACCUUUGACCUCCAUCCAUCCAUCCACUUAUAGUCAUGUAAGCACACGUGUGUAAUAAUAAACAGUAUUGUUAAGUUA
Messenger RNA from Hippocampus comes (tiger tail seahorse), 7495 nucleotides. It is a transcript of the gene lamc1, whose product is annotated as laminin, gamma 1. Bases 237 to 5042 code for a protein of 1601 amino acids. Lineage: Eukaryota; Metazoa; Chordata; Actinopteri; Syngnathiformes; Syngnathidae. The transcript has 29 exons. The record is from RefSeq and is a predicted model, not a curated record. Gene Ontology annotation, biological process: animal organ morphogenesis; tissue development; axon guidance. Gene Ontology annotation, cellular component: basement membrane.